CAAAAUGUGCACUCGGUUGGCGGCGGCAGUCGAAAUUUGGUCUCCUUUCGUUUGAUAAAGCAAGUGCCACAGUUGUUUCCAUUUGUUACAAGAAGUGGGAACAAAAUCACAACAGCAAAAUUAACGGCCCUUUUAUACAAAAUAAUAUUCUAUCUACGGUCAGAAAAAGUGUAUAAUAAUAAAUGCAUCGGGAAAUUCUAACAACGAGUGUUCCAGCAACAAUCCAAACAAGAAACAAAGGAAGCCGGUUGAAAUAAUAAAGGAUUACAAGAGUGUAACUGUGUGCAUCAUGGAAUAGAUCGGUUUGGAAAGCUGUUUCAGUGAUAAUUGCAGUGGUUCCUUGUAAGGCAAUAAAAAGUGUAUUCAAAAAUAAGACAAGUGGCAAAAAGAAGCGUGUAAUGUUUUCUUUUAUGUAUAUGGUGCAAUACAAAUGUGAAGCCUUUUUUAAUUGUAUGGCUAUUCCGUCAAUGAUCUGUUACUGUAAGUUGGGCCUAGAGAAAAUGUCUUGAAUGGAUCAUGUUAGUUACAGUGCUUCAGUUGACAAGUGAAACUAAACGAGCGUCUUUUCUGGUGCUUUUUAUCGAGAUGUUGUCUCGAAAACUUUGACAUGGAAUGUUGAUACUAACAGACGUGCAAUAAAUGCUUCAAUCUCUUGAGUGCGGAUGAGAGAAAUUCCACGACUAUGUGAAACAUAAGAAUAAUGAGUUAAGUGCUAACUUCUUCGUUAGGUUUUAAAUGCAUCGUCAAAAUUGAACUUUCGGAACUAAGAUAUAAUUUCAUUAGAACCUUUAGUUUGAUUAUGUUAUGUGCAAUCGUAAAUAUGUGAUAAAAUUACAAAACAACGUCCGGUCAAUAGUAAUACAAACGAUGCCGAAUUAUGUUCAAUUCUUCAAUUAUGUUGUACUAUAAAUGUGUGUGAUGUUGUAUCGUGCUUCAAAUUGUUCGAUGGUGUGCAAAUAGGGCUAAAAAGUGCAGAUAGAGUAAAAUAUAGUUUUAGAGUGUGUUUGUGCAAAAUUGUGGUACUUAUCGCAGCUAAAAAUUAAAACAAAAUCGGAAAAAGUGAACAAAAUUGCCUUGGAAAUAAAAGGAAAACGUAAACAUGUUUGGCUUCAGCAAUGAAAAACAACAAUCAUAUUGGAAACGAUAAGAAAUUGAUAAAAUUACGAAGCAAAGGAUGUAAUUGCUAUGAAACUCCUUUGCAAAAAAAAUAACUGUAACCCUGCUAACUUAAAUUGAAUCUACGAAGUUUUGGCAAUAGUUCAAUUAUGAUCGAAAAUAUCGUACGAUUUAAAGUUUAUGAAUGAGCACUACCUGGAGAGCAAAAUGAGGCAUUCAGAUAAUAAGGUGACGUGUAAAGGGCGUAGAAUACAAACCAUCAACAGCAAUGCUACGGAUCAAACAUUCAAGUGAAAAAAGGCUUUUAAUGAUUUUUAUAAGGCCAGAAAUAAGUGAUAAGGCAAGGGAGAGGUAUCUGUCAUCGUCCAUCGUGAAAAACAUAGUUCAAGGGAUCUGAAAACAAAUACGCCAAAAAAGCUUGCGAUCAAUCUGGCAUGGAAUAAGAAUUACCACAGCGUCAGAUAUAGUCGAAGAGUUUGCAUUCAAAAUAAUACCAUAAAUGACAGUUUUGACAUUUACACACAGCAGAUAAAAAGAGUACAACCAAACUGGAAACGAUAGGCUUCUAAACAGAAAAAUUAUGAAAGAAUCAUUUGAAAUCAUGCCUGACCAAGAACACUACAGCCUUCGGUGGAACAAUCACCAAAAUCAUAUACUCCGUGCAUUUGACACGUUAUUGCAAACAAAGACGCUCGUUGAUGUAACAUUGGUUUGUGCAGAAACAAGUAUUCGCGCUCAUAAGGUAGUGCUGUCAGCUUGCUCCCCAUUUUUUCAGCGUGUUUUUUCGGAUACCCCCUGUAAACAUCCUGUAAUUGUGUUAAAAGACUUCCGUGGAUGGGUGGUACAGGCAAUAGUAGAUUUUAUGUACCGUGGUGAAAUCAGUGUUCCUCAGGAACGGCUAUCGGUACUAAUACAGGCCGGAGAAUCACUGCAGGUACGUGGACUGGUGGAUCAUCCAGUAGCAGCCAACACCCCAACACCAGCCGAAUCACCUGAAGACUUUAGCUUGCUGGAAGCUUCUCUUAUAUCGCCCACGUCGCCAUCUCUACCCUCACCUAAUUUUCAAACGAAUCAUCAAUCGGGUCAGCUUCGCCACCACUCAACGACUCCCAGCAGUUUGAUAUCCGGGAACGCAUCAAAACUUUUGCUACCGCCGCAAGUGUUUGCUGAUCCUUCGAUCAGCCUCCCCAGUGCACCCGUUGAUCCGUGCACUUCUCCAAUGCCGCGACGUAAACAAGCGCGUCCAAGAAGACGCUCUGGCGACUGUGGACCGCAGGACCUGAGCAGCAAACCCUCAACACCUGUCCCACAAACUUUGGACGACGACGAGACUGAACGCGAUCUGCUUGAUGAACGUCCAGACGAUGAGGAUGAUCUAGAAGAUUUGGAAGACGAUGAUGACGAAGACCUUAAGCGCAUCUUGCACCGUAGCCAAUCGGUCGACGAAAAACUGGCCGCACUAGUGGCAAAUGAAAAUUUACGAACACACUCUUCCAAUAGCUUGACAACAACUCCGAUAACGACGAAUCCAACGAGCAACGAUGAACGACGAUCGCGCUCGUUACACAAAUUAAGUCCUCGCAAAACACCAUCCACCAAUUCCAGUGCGGAACUCCUGAGGGAUGGCGAUCUCGAAACUGACCCGGUAGCAGUAUCGUCUGCUUCUCCACCAGUAUCUGAUGGACCGGAGAAUCUAUGCAUGAAAAAAUCCUCUUCCAGUAGUUCAUGUUUAAUUAGAAAUAGUUCGAGCGGAGGUAGUGAGCAGCACGAGCGAUUAGGACCAAUCGACGCUUCGGACAACAACACAGCCAACGCUGAAACGAGUGAUGGAGCAGCCAUUCGAGACGGUACAGCACGCAUGUCGGAUGGGAGCAAAGAAUCCUCUUCUCUUUCUGACGGCAUCAGUGGACAAUUGAGUAAUCGAGGACUUCUUUCCCUGAAGGAUAUACGGCAUCUGAACCGCGCGGCUUUAAACCGCUCCCUUGGAUCAAUCUCCCCUCCACCUUCUUUCUCAUCGCUAAGCAACAACCUACAUCCGGCUCUGAGUCUUAUGCAUCACCAUCACCAUCAUCAUCAUCAUCAUGGAGAAUCGAAACGUGUGAAGCUCGAAGAUCGUGAGGAUGAGCGCUCGCUGCUGCACGACGACAUGAUGGAACCGCCACACUUUUUGGAUCAUAUGGAUCUAGCACUCAGUACCCAUCAACAUCCGCUAGCACACCACCUUGCCCACCAUCAUCACCUACGCAAUUCUUCCCCUCAUGUAAGACCCCCAAUAGUCGACGCUGGCAUUGACAAUAACGGCAGCAACAAGCAGAAUAAUAGCGGUAUCCCCAGCAAUAACAAUAACGAUAGCGCCGGCACUAACAAUCACAACAGUAUCCUGAACCAGCUCCACAGUAACCCAAAUAACAAGCACCAUCAUCAGUCUGGUGGCCGACCUGGAACUCCCAAGCAUCCAUCUAGUAUAGCAAUCAACAACAACAAUGCCAACAACAGCUCCUCCAGCAACAGUAGCAAAAAUAACGGAGGCAGUAACAGUACCGGUAGCAACAACAAUCUCCACCAUGGUCAUCACCCCCAUCAUCAUCCACACAAUGGUCCAAAAGGAUCUGCUGGAGGGCCGAAAGACUUUCUCCACAGUCCCACCCUUAACUUUCCACCCUUCUUCAAUCAUGCCGAAGGACCACCGAGACCGACCCAUUCGCCACUUCCAUUCCCGCAUAUGCCAUCGGUGUCCUCCCUGACGCUCACUCCACCUCACAUGUUUGGUCUAGAUUCACCGCUAGGACUGUUUCCGCCAGGAAUGGAUCCUGGCAAAAUAUACAGCCCAUUAAUGGAAAUGUCUGAUCCCAGGGGAUUGCAUCAUGAAGGACCUCCGUUCCUCAAGAAGAAAAGUAAGUUGAAUCGACCAAAGGGACAACACUCCGCACCCCGAGGUGGACCACCCCGAUCUUGGACUAACGCAGAGCUCACCGAAGCACUGCAACAUGUGUGGAACAAGAAAAUGACUACGAGUCAGGCGUCGCGUAUCUUUGGCAUUCCUUACAAUUCUCUGCUUAUGUACGUGAGGGGCAAGUAUGGCAAAAGCUUGAAGUUGGAACAACUUCGAAAAGACUGUAUCAGUGGGCCACCGAUUGAACUACUCCAGAUGGGUGUUAGUAAUAGCAAGCAGGACAAAAACAAGGAAAGCAAAGAUUCCGACCUGCGUCACAGUCACCAUUCAGGCAGCGGGGCAGGACGGGAAGGCAACAAUGGCCCCAACGGUGGGGGGCACGGCGGAAAUGGUGGUGGAGGGCCACGAUCAGCUUCAUCCGAGCCCGAUCUCUUGUCCAGCCCAAAUCCAUUGUUUAACCCUUUCCCCGGUGGCUUCUAUCCGGAUUUCCCGGGCGGAUUUCCAGGGCUUCCGCUGAGCAUGCUGAACCUUCUGCCACCAGAACGACACCCAGCACACACGCUGCCGAUGUCCGUUGAUGAGGAUUGUAAAAGUGACCGGUCGAAACAAUCGCUGGACGAUGAUUUUCCGCAACCGCUAGCCCUAAAUCGACCUUCAUCGGAACAGCUGGCAGACAGUCGCCGGGAGAUAUACCAGCAGAAUGGGCAGGAUUAAUAUUUAAGAUUCGUUAGCUCACUCCACUCGCAAACCCACGUCUAAUGAGCCCCAGAUCUCACAAGGCUUGGUGGAAUGGAUAACAGGCUAGCCGCUGCAUCCAUCACGAAGGAUAGUUGUUGUCACCUUAGCAAAAUUAACUGUAUUUAUGUUUCAUCAACUGUUUCUGCUAAUCUGAAAAAACAUACCCUCGUGCGCACGCAAUGUUGUGUUUUGUAUUAUCAUUUACGGAGUGAUAGUCCAUAGAGAAGGAACACGUUUGCAAAAUCAAACAAUCGAGCAGCAAUGUAUUUUAAGAUAUGCUGAAAUGACGAGCCAUGUGUACCAAGAAAUAGGAUGAUUUUGUAUAACAGUCCACCUUUCUUAAUAUGCACGGCAAAAUGGCAUCGCUUCAAGUAGCUCUGGUUGGUAUAUGUUCAGUGCAACCAAUAUCGUUUGGAUUUUAUUAGUAAAAUUGGUUGUCUUAUUUAGUGCAACUGCAAAACAAAAGUUACUGCAAUAUCCGUGUGUAUUCGGGUGCGAUUUAUGUGGCAAUAUUUGAACGAUGUAACUGAACAUAAUGCCUACGUAGUCGGCUCAAAUCUAAGACUGGUCAUUUGCAAUGAAACGUAAGGGGGUGCAAAGAUGAUGGGACGAACAGCACAUAAGUUUUGUAAACAUAAAACAUAAACUACACGUACAAUUUAUUUGUUGGAAGACUUACGUCUGGUUUAUUUUUAUAGCAGUAUUUUAGUUCAAUCUGUACAGCGUGUUCUGGCUAUUUGAAUGUUGUUAAUUUAGCUGUGUAUUCCAUUCUUACGCAAAUUCAUCCACAUCCGCAUGAUAAUUUAUUUGAUAACACCACCAAUUCUGUUGAGACAACGAUACUACAUUUCACCAACACCAUCAUCCAUUUUUUUGUAAAGCAUUUUAGUGGUGAAGAUAGACAGGCGGGGACAGAUCGUUACUUUUUUAAACCACGUGUCAAAUGGUGCAACAGUAAAAUCAGAACCAGAACAAAAACAUAGGACAGAGCAACGACUGCUGUGUUAUCGCAAUGAGGUGGUUGUACAUCAAAUAGAGAAAAUACGUGCUUCCUGAACAGUAAUCUUAAGUUUUGAGUAAGUUUUAAUCAAAGAAACAAUAGAACCAACCAUACUACGAUAUCGAGCAGAAAUUGCACAUAAGUAAUACAUAAUGGCAACAACGCAACACCAGCCCAGACAGCUUCGCUGUCAUGCAUAUUUUGCGAUGCUCUCAUUUAUAUGUUUUGCUAAUGUGGAAGCAGAUUAAAAAAUUAUUCAUAUUUUUAUUAUUUAUACAACACGCUACUAGUUAAGUGAAUAAGUUAUGAAAAGUCGGACGCAAUUAUGAAUGCAAUUUAUUUGGUACAAUGCCUUAUUUUCCGGGGUGUAUUUCUGUAUCUACAUACGUUUAUUGAUUCCUGUUUUGAUUCUAUAUUGUUUUGUUGCAAAUACGUGAUGCUAAAUAGAAAAACAUUGCUUCCUGAUUUCUUUCUGAUUCCUAUUAAGUUAUAACGAUCUUUAAUAUUAUUUAAUUUUAUGUUAUAUCCAGUAGACGAAAGCAAUCGAGAGUAAAUACAUCGAAACAAUGCGUAACUUCAAAGAAGGGCUAAGCAAACCAGAUGAACAAUACAGUAUUAAUAAAUCAGAUAUUAUUAAAAUAGUGAAUCCUUUUCAUUUCGUUCAAUUGUUUAUUUUCGUUUUAUUUUUCUUGGUUUUCAGUAUGAUUUGUUUGUUUGGUAGUAUGAUUUAAACCCUUUUUUGAUUUUCAUCCGUUUUUUUCUAGAUCCGUCAGUUUUCUUACAGUUGCAGUAUGCAGGAUGUACUAGCACACAAGAAAUGAAAAAUCUUAUCCGAAUCGUCACACCUUUGAAAAGCCGAAUCAAAUGCAUCGGCAUGGAAUAAGACUGAAAAUCAUCACACAUUCUUCUUUGGCGUAAUGGUCCUACGCGAUCACGCCGACCUAUACCCAGCGUCCGGGCUUAUAGGAGCCUUCGCUUCUUACAAAUAGACAUCUGAGCCGUGCCUCACCGUGUUACAUAUAAGUUUGAGAUUGUAUGAGGUAGAGUUUGUGUUAUUUUUUUUUCAUUAUUUUGUUAAUUUAUUUUACCGUGCAGGAUUCAUUGUUUUCAGUUAAUACAAAGCAAACCAUAUGUAAUUCACACACACACACACACACACACACACACACACACACACACACACACGAAGCAUUAUAAUGCAUUAAGAGAAUUUAAACUGUUUCAAUUGAUAAAAUAACCAGGUUACAUAUACAAGCUCCACGAAGAAGAGGCGUAGUUACGUUCGAACGUGCAUAAGAAAGUAUCAUGCACGCAUUAUAUUGAAAUGCAGCAAUGGACACACAUACAAGUUCCAAUGUAACAAAUGUACUAAGAAAAAGAUAUUUUUUAGGUUACCUGAAAGCAACCAAUUAACAGUCGAUUCGCACUUUUGUGCGUUCGUACACAUUUGAACUCAUUAGUGACAGAGUUACUAUCGAUGGUUGGUUAAAUAGUUAUGCUUUUAUUUCGAUUUCUUCGUGCAAUAUUGAAAGCAUACUGACGUAUGCGAUUCAGUUUACCUGACAAACUAGCAUGCAAUAGAUAUACAGAACAGAAAGCAAAUAGUCAGCUGAUAUAACUGCAAGCAACCAAAACCAAUAGUUCCUCAAUCAAUAUACAUAUAUACAAUAAAACUGACAACAGUUAUUUGUUGAACAAUAUUACCAAAUAAGUCAACGAAGAAACUCUGAUUCCUCUCAGUGGGCGCCCUCGCUUACACGUAUGGAGGACUUAAUACGAUAGUACGCAAAAUAACUUGUGGAUUAAAAAAAACUAAUAUCAGCAAAAUAAACAUAACACUUCCCACGGGACAAGCCAUGAAAUCAGUUCCUUGCUUGCCUCCCAUAGAAGCUAUUGCAAAAUCGUCAAAUUAAUUCUUUCGACAGUGCAGGUCGAGGGCGUCGGCUGGAAUUGAUACAUUUUUUAUUAUUUACAAGAUAGCACCAACCCUGUUAGAAACAGUUGCAAUAUCCAUAGCUAAGUUAAACAAAAUAAUUUUUACAUUGCCUUUUUACACACUAUCAGAUCAAUCGAGCCAAAUCGGUCGUCUACGAGAAGAAUACAAUUUUUACAAAUAUUUUUAUACAACACACACACACAACAGGUCACAGUACGUAACAAGCUAGACAGAUAGCAGAGAGUAUUUUACAGAGCAAAACGGAUAUGCCACAUUACAAGAAGCAAUAGACACAAACAAACAAAUCAUGAUCAUUGUUAUUGGCACUGUCAAAGACAUACAAUGCAUCGUGAAAGAUCAAUCCAAACAAGAGAAUGACUCUACAACCUAAACUCUAUACUACCAAAGUCAAAUGUAAGGUUGCAGGAUUCUGUACAUGGAACAGCACUACUGGGAAUGUAAAACCAUCCGAGACUGUAAGGCAUAGUAAGGCAUAUGAAAAAAGGAGUCGACAAAGUGUUUUUUUGCAUAACAUAGUAUUGAUGAGAAUCGCCAUCUGAUGUAUUAUUCGAAGGUAGCUGCUUAUUACUGAAUUGCGCAUGUAGUUGACAAAACCGGGAUGACAUUUUGUUUAAUUUUACUCGAUUUCACUCACACAAGAAUACGAACUACAGUUUCAAAAAGGUGUCAAAAUGGUACAGUAGAAACGAUAGACCUAGAAAUUUUGAACACUACACAGAAAGAAUCAUUUCGAAUCAUUGUAAAAAAAUAAAUGUACAAAUGUCAAACCAACACAAAACAACAUGACUUCAAUACAAAGCCACAAUGAGAGGGAAAUGUAUGGAAGUAUACAUAAGGAAUUAUAAAGUUUAUAAGCGUGAAGGGUACAUAACCCUUAAAAAUAACUAAAUGGUAAACGGAAUGGUAAAAUUUAUAGCAUGUACUACUAAAAAUACAGUACGUUCGGGCUAAUCAAACAUUUUAUUUAUCACUUGUGUUUUAAAUGUCAUUCUUGUAGUAAAUAGUAUACGAAGAAUGACGAUGAGGAUAAUUGAUUCCUUGGUGUUCAUAACAAAACGAUGAUCGAAAACGACGAUAAAGCUUAUAAAAAAUCGUGUCGGGUGUACCAACCAAAACACAGCAAAAUGUGAAUCUGUGAAACGAUACAAAACAUGAACAGGAUAAAAUAUUAUGUAAACCAUAUGUACAAAUCAGGAACUCGAACCUAGCAUCACUAAUGCGAGCAUGUGCGUGCGUGUCUGUAGGUGUGUGCCUGAUUAUGAAGUGUGUAGUAUUGUAUGUUAGUUGUUUUUUUUUCUAUUCUAUUCUACCCACACAGUGCCACAACGAUAACGUGAAUCAUACUAUUACUACCAAAUAGCUGCUUAUUAUACUAGUUUUUUAUUUUGCUGCCGAAAGCAUUCAAUUGCAUUUGAUUUAUUCUAUUCUGUUAUGUACCAUUAUACAAUAGACAAUCCGAGAAUCAAACAUGCCUAGUAUUUAUUAUUUAAGCCUACCAUUAGAAUGAUGGAUGAAUAUAUUGUUUCCUUUUGCAAUACCCAAUUCCAUGUUUCAUAUUCUCGUGAUUAAAGCACACGCCCAGAGUUCACGCACAUUCGCAUUGGAGUAGAAACAUAAACGCGAAUAUGCUGUAAAAACCAGACAGCAACCGUUUUAUGCAACAACAAAUGAAUAAGAAACAGGGUAAUUGAAUGAAUUUCAUAUACAUAAACUAAUGUUUGGCAAACCAUUUUAGUGCAACAAUACAAGAAUAGCACGUCUACUAACACGUAAUUGUUGGGGUGGUGGUUGGGCAGGAAAUGAGUAAAUCAAUUUCCAAACUAACUGACUAUCUGAUCUUUACAAGUUGUACAGAAAAUGAUGUUGAUAUGCCAUGACGUUGUUUGCGGGCUUUCAACCAGUGCUCUACUUUUACCACAAUACAUUUACAUUUAAGGCAUAGCAACCAUAGCAACCUGGGUAUAUAUUAAUUGAAUCACGAGGUACUCUUACGCGAUUCAAUUUACCAUCAAAAACAACAACAACAACCAAAACAGCAGAAGAAAAAAACAAUAUUUAUGUCAAUAUGUCUAUGUACAACCAACACGGUAAAUUAAAAAUGAUGAUGUAUCUUGUUAUUUUCUCUCAAGCAUACAAUGUGAUAAGUAUUGUUCUGUCUUCUGUUCAUUAUAAUUGUUCAUUUGUUUCUUAAGAGUUAUGUAUUGCAAUUCAUUUCUAUCGAGUAUCUUACAAAUCUAGCAAUUGUGUAAAUACCUAUGAAAAACAUAAACGAGCAAGACAUUUAGCUCCGGUAAAUUUUGAGAUGUCUCAAGACAACAACAAAAAAGAUAUUUGGAUGUAGAAAGUACGAACUGGCGUUUUCGAGUAUAAUUAUUAUCUUUAUAACACAAAAAAAUCUUAGCAAUGUAGUGGCAGUAAAAGAUGAAACCAAAUCUCUCUAGGAAAAUAACAUCAACUUAACGUUGUUUAGACGAAAAUUAUGAUUGCAAAACGUAAGAAUCGUAAAUAUAAAAUAAAACAACCAAAAACCUAAAUUGUCUACAAGAAUCGAAAAUGUGUGAGUUGUGAAAGAUGAAAUUGAUAAACAAAAUCAUACCGAACGGUUGCAUUAUUUGAUAGCAUUUGUAAAUUAAAACACUGACACAUUCAAACUAGAAUUAAACAAUAUUAUUUGCACCGCAAAACACACUUGUAGUUUGUGAGUACAGUGGUACACCACUUUCAUGCAUUUGGUAUGGUUCGAACGUCUGUAAAGUAAAGAAUGGCCAGUGCGAGUACACAGCAGAUACUAUUACUUUUAGUAUAAUGGCUCGAUUCUCAUACUUUCCGUAACUCUACUGUUCAGUUUAGUUAUCAACUUUAAGACCUUGUUUUGACGAAUCCUAUAUAAACCAUAGGUGGCAAAACGAAUUUCAUUUUACUCUAUUCAAUUUGAGUACAUUUAUUGAAAAGACAGGCAUCGAACAGACUGUUAAAAGUCGCGUAGCAAGGUACAGGAGUUGGGCAAGAAGAUUUGUCAAACACCAAAGCCAACAUUCGCUCCAUCAAGCAGCCGAAAGGAUAGUCCUAAGUAAGUAAAGCUCUCCCGAACGAAAACUGUAUAAAGUAUAUAGGGAAUACUAAAAUGAACAUUAAAACCAAAUUAAGCAUCCGGCUAAAAGAACCAUAUUGAAAAUCUUCGAAAUUGUGAAAAGUGUAAUGAUCAUAUUUGGCACUAAUUGAUAUUUACUGUUAUAAAACAAUAACGAAAAUUAAAUAAAAAAUAAAAACAAUGACUUGAUCAA
This is a messenger RNA of Anopheles merus, 10988 nucleotides long. It is a transcript of the gene lov, whose product is annotated as protein jim lovell. Gene Ontology annotation, biological process: regulation of transcription by RNA polymerase II. Gene Ontology annotation, cellular component: nucleus. The transcript is spliced from 5 exons. The coding region runs from base 1697 to 4723 and encodes 1008 amino acids. Gene Ontology annotation, molecular function: protein binding; DNA binding. The record is from RefSeq and is a predicted model, not a curated record. NCBI's taxonomy places the organism in Eukaryota, Metazoa, Arthropoda, Insecta, Diptera, Culicidae.